AUGUCCUUCAUUUUGAAAAAGCUUAUCCACAAUGAGGCGAUGCGAACGGAUCCCCAAGAAAUCUACGGACGGAGGGUAUAUGCACUAGCAUGUUCGGCAUGUUUCGGGGGUAUGCUGUUUGGGAUGGAAACCGGAAUCAUCGGUGGAGUCCUCACCAUGGAAUCAUUUAAAGCAAAAUAUGGGCUGGAUGAGCUUAGCAGCAAAGCAGCAGCUAAUCUUUCAGCUAACAUCGUCUCUACCCUGCAAGCAGGAUGUUUCUUUGGUGCCCUCGUAGCCUCUUGGGUAGCUGAUAGGUAUGGAAGAAGACUUGGCCUGAUAACUGCGUCUACUGUGGCGAUUCUUGGAGUUAUUAUGCAAGUUGCCGCGAGCGGCCAUCUGGAGGCUAUGUAUAUCGGACGCCUGCUCUGUGGAAUUGGAGUCGGCUUUGCGUCCAUGGUUAACCCUCUAUAUGUCUCGGAGAACGCUCCUCGUGCCAUCCGCGGUGGUCUCACCGGCCUCUAUCAAUUGUUCAUCACCCUGGGUAUCAUGCUAGCUUUCUGGAUCAACUACGGUUCCCUACUUCACAUCCGAGGACCAGCUCAAUACCUCGUCCCUCUAGCAAUGCAAGCCCUUCCAGCUCUUCUCCUUCUAAUCGGCAUGAUGCUCUGCAACGAAUCCCCCCGUUGGCUGGCGAAACAAGAUCGAUGGGAGGAAGCUCGUGUGACCUUAUCCCGCGUUCGUAACCUCCCCCCAACCCACCCCUACAUCGAAGGCGAAUUCCAAGACAUCCUCCGCCAGCUUGAAUUUGAACGCCAACUCGUCCAUGGCUCCAGCUUCACAGAUCUGCUCAAAGAAAUGUGGACUAUCCCCGGAAACCGCAAGCGUGCCCUGAUCAGUAUCUGGCUCAUGAUCUGUCAGCAGAUGACCGGCACAAACGCCAUUAACUACUACGCACCUCAGAUCUUCCAGAACCUGGGCAUCACCGGUAAUGCGACGGGUCUCUUCGCAACUGGUGUCUACGGUAUUGUAAAAGUCAUCGGCUGUGCGGUCUUCCUCGUCUUCGUCGCCGACUCUCUUGGCCGUCGUCGUUCACUCCUUUGGACCUCAAUCGCCCAGGGUCUCACAAUGCUCUACAUCGGUCUGUAUGUCCGCAUCGCGCCACCUGCCAAAGGCGAACCCGUCAUCCCGGCCGGCUACGUUGCCCUUGUCUGCAUUUUCCUCUUCGCCGCUUGCUUCCAAUUCGGCUGGGGCCCCGUUUGCUGGAUCUACGUUGCAGAAAUUCCAACCGCACGUCUCCGCAGUCUCAACGUUUCAUUCGCUGCUGCAACGCAGUGGCUAUUCAACUUUGCCGUUGCCAGAGCUGUCCCGAGCAUGCUCGCCACAGUCGGUGCGAAUGGAUACGGAACAUACAUCAUCUUCUCAUGUUUCUGCUUAACCAUGUUCUUCUUCGUCUGGUUUUUCGUCCCAGAGACAAAGGGCAUCUCCCUCGAGAAAAUGGAUGAGCUCUUCGGGGUCACCAGCUCCGAGUCCGAAGAUGACGAUGGCCCAGCGGAUAAAGAUGACGUCGCAAAGGAGACUCGGGUGGAGACGGUAUAA
This is a messenger RNA of Aspergillus ochraceoroseus IBT 24754, 1575 nucleotides long. RefSeq names its product sugar porter family MFS transporter. The coding region runs from base 1 to 1575 and encodes 524 amino acids. The record is from RefSeq and is a predicted model, not a curated record. NCBI's taxonomy places the organism in Eukaryota, Fungi, Ascomycota, Eurotiomycetes, Eurotiales, Aspergillaceae. Gene Ontology annotation, cellular component: membrane. The transcript has 6 exons. Gene Ontology annotation, molecular function: carbohydrate:proton symporter activity. Gene Ontology annotation, biological process: transmembrane transport; carbohydrate transport.